AUGACCCUGGGGCCUCCUCCAAACCGCACCAGUGCCCACUACCCAGUGUUCAAGACGCGACCACCGGCGUCAUCUCCACCGAACCAGCCUCAUCCGCUCAGCUCACGCCUCACGGCCGCGGCCAAAACUCAGCUUCUCCGUCUGUUCAGGGCCCGGACCAAGAGUCGCAGACCCACCCACGCCGCUGGUCGUGAAACGCCCGCUCUCGACCCUCUCGACCCUGUCGAAACGGUGCUUUCGAAACGAUCCUCUUGCUCCUCCUCACGGUCGCACCAGUCCCGACGGUCCGUUCCAAGCUUGGUGGUCCCCAGCCUCCAUUACACAACGCUCGCGCCUGCUCUCGCCUUGAUUGAAACGUCCAAAGACACCAUCUUCGCUCCCAAUGCCGGGCACCCUCAGGACCACACCCCUCUCGAAUCGGUGCCGCGCCCUGACGUGAAGAGGACUCUGCCAUUGAGCAUGGUCUCUUGUGAAACAAAGACUCGAACCGGCGAUCAUGAUCGCGGUGUAAACGGUGCUUAUCGAUUGGGCUCCAGCAAGGCCAUCUCCGACGACAUCGUCACAAACAGCAACAAUAACAACAACACCUUCACCACCAUCCACAAUCAUCCUUCAAACAUGGAUGACGCCCGUCCCAAAAAUGAAGACGUCUUUCUCAAUAUCGCCCGAUCGGAUUCCAACCGUCGCGACUCGUUGGGUCGUGCAGAUUUCAGACGCGUGAGUGACUUUCUUUUCCCGGGCGACAACGAGAGAGGAGUGGCGGUUCCGACAAGGGGAAAGUCAUCGCCAAAGCAGAUGUGCGAUGAAUAUCGCUCUGCGAUACUGAGAAUACAAUGUGGCAUUGCUAACAAAGCAGGUGAGACAAAGCAGUCGCGACUAGGGUAUCCUCCGGCCAGCCUCCGGUCGCCAGCCUCGCAUACCGAACCUGAACACCACACCCCUUCGCCCGACCAACGCUUCAGCAACCCAGAGAGCCCCUUGCGUGCCCAGAAAGCCUCACCCACCCUUCUGUCAUCGUCGCAUAGUCAUUCCGUCUCCGCCUCGGCCGUCACCUCCGCUCACCCUCUUCUUGAUGAUCCCGCGCGCUUUCGCUAUUCCGGCCUUUCCAGUUCGCGAUCGGUCAUUGGCGUACCGCGCAGUCGACUCAGCCGAGCGAGUCCAGAAACCUCCCCGCGUUCACCACCCACUAGGGGUGAGCGACGGUCAUCGAUUCACGAGCAACGGCCGAGACGAUCGACUCUGUCUACGAGCCGAAGUGGCCGUCUACCGUCCUCGUCGGAACCCACUGAACGGGGACAAGAAGCCACGGACAAAGCGCGCGAUGGAACGGAAUCAACCUUAUCCACCAAUGCGCCGUCGACCGUCUGGGACGAACUGGACGAUUUGAAAUCCCGAAUCCGCAAACUGGAGCUGACGGGCAAAUUGCCCCCAUCGUCGCAUGAAGCAAUCACGGGUGCCUCCCAGGAACGACCACGCACCGCCGCGACAACGGUGACCGUCUUGUCGAAUUCGCCGAGACACCAUCGCAAGGCCAGCUCGCCCUCCGCCGACAAUGAAUCUCCGGCGCAAAACCCGGUCCAUCCACUCUUGCAAUCAGCCAUGACGAAGGCUCAAGAAGUGCUCUCCCCCGAAGUGUAUACCGCGCUGGAGGCCACGAUCAAGGAUGCUUUGGCCUUGUCCACCAUGCUGGGCGUCAAUGCAGCCCCCUCCGGCACGGUCUCCGUGGUGAACGGAGGCGGAGGUGGAUACAUUUCGCCCGAGAGACUUGCUCGUCGCAAAGCCGACAGUGUCUGUCGCAGCCUGACGGAACUGUGCCUGGCCCUGACGGAUAAGCAAUUGCGAAGAAAUCGGUCGGCGUCGACCAGUCGAGUGCUCGAAGCACAGCCACCGCGGGCAAGCGGCGGCGAGACUGAGUCGUUGGCGGCAGGCCCCUCCCAUCAGCGGACGGCUGCCGUGGAGGGCGUGGCUCUGGAGCGGCAUCCGAGUACGAGCAGCCGCAUCACUAGUCGAUUAGAAGCCCGUCGGCUGUCCCUCAUCAGCACGGCCACUCCGGCAGCGAGCGACAAUAGAUCGCUCCAAUCGCCCAGCGUAGCCCCGCCGCCGAGUCGACUUCAUCGCUUGUCUGCAUCCAUCCGCAGUCGCAGGCUAGCGCAGGAUGACGAGUCCCCAGAGAUGACCAGCCCGCUCAAUCGGUCCCUGGCCAGAGCUGUGACCGAGGUAGAGACACCCAUUUCGGCCCAACCCACACCAGCUCAGCCACGACUCUCUCUGGGACGCUCCCUAUCGCGAUCGGUGCCAGCUGCCGCACAACAAGACCAGCGAGAGCAGGGAGUGGGCAUUUCACCGCGUACCUCGCAGUAUCAACAUCUACCCUCUGGAACUGCGGCGUCCCCACAAGCUCAGCCUCAAACACCGACUCCUUCAUCUCAUUCGAACAUCUCCUAUCGCCGUAGCUUCAUCGCAACGCCUGCUCAGUCCCCCGCGGUUCCACGCUCGAAUAUUCAGGCAGGAUCUCGCCGGUACGGUCUGUCGUCUGGUCAACCCAAUGCCACAUCGGGCUCGGUGGUCGAAGGGCCCACUCGAUUCAACCCACAAGACGUCCCUCGCAGCCGGAUCAGUGUACCUGCCGCCAAAAUUGCCGCGAACUACACCCCUACUACACAGCCACGUCUUCGCACGAAUAGCCUGGACACACGACGUUUUGGGCUCCGACGCCGCUCGGCCGUGACGCCGGACGAAUCCUUCAAUAUGGAUGACAGUAUCGACUAA
This is a messenger RNA of Penicillium oxalicum, 2769 nucleotides long. Its product is annotated as putative LPXTG-motif cell wall anchor domain protein. The transcript is spliced from 3 exons. The record is from RefSeq and is a predicted model, not a curated record. Lineage: Eukaryota; Fungi; Ascomycota; Eurotiomycetes; Eurotiales; Aspergillaceae. Bases 1 to 2769 code for a protein of 922 amino acids.